Messenger RNA from Penicillium manginii, 2421 nucleotides. Its product is annotated as putative phosphoketolase. Gene Ontology annotation, molecular function: aldehyde-lyase activity. The transcript is spliced from 8 exons. The record is from RefSeq and is a predicted model, not a curated record. NCBI's taxonomy places the organism in Eukaryota, Fungi, Ascomycota, Eurotiomycetes, Eurotiales, Aspergillaceae. Bases 1 to 2421 code for a protein of 806 amino acids. Gene Ontology annotation, biological process: carbohydrate metabolic process.
AUGCCCGGCGAAGUCAUCGACCAUCCAAAUCCGGCGCCGUUACCUUCGCACUUGCCUGAAUGUUUAGAGAAAUUGGAGGUUCGGCUUCCCUCAGAAACUCUUAAUCAAGAAGCAUGCGAUGUCUUGUUGAAAUUCCGGAAAGCAGCCUCGUACAUCGCAGCAGCGAUGAUAUUUUUGCGGGAUAACACUCUUUUAAAGAGAGACCUCACCGCUGAUGAUAUCAAGCCUCGAUUGCUUGGACAUUGGGGAACAUGUCCUGGUCUGAUUUUGGUGUAUUCUCACCUCAAUUAUCUGAUCAAAACAAGGGACCUUGAUAUGCUCUACGUGGUUGGCCCAGGACAUGGCGCCCCUGCAAUAUUGGCCUCCCUAUGGCUGGAAGGCUCCCUGGAGAAGUUCUACCCAAAGUAUUCUCGGGACUCUCAAGGUCUUCACAAUUUGAUAUCCUCAUUUAGCACAACGGCCGGGCUCCCAAGUCAUAUCAAUGCUGAAACGCCUGGAGCUAUUCAUGAAGGUGGCGAACUGGGGUAUGCCUUGGCUGUAUCCUUUGGUGCUGCCAUGGAUAACCCCGAUCUUAUUGUUCCUUGUGUUAUUGGAGAUGGCGAAGCUGAAACCGGUCCCACAGCUACCUCUUGGCAUGCAAUAAAAUACCUAGAUCCCAAAGAAUCUGGGGCUGUUCUACCCAUCCUUCACGUGAAUGGUUUCAAAAUUAGCGAGCGCACGAUAUUCGGUUGCAUGGAUAACAAAGAGCUCGCGGCCCUGUUUUCUGGAUACGGAUACCAGGUCCGCAUUGUGGAAAAUAUUAAUGAUAUUGACACAGAUCUACACUACUCGAUGGCCUGGGCUGUGGACCAAGUUCAUAAGAUACAGCAUGCUGCUCGAUCUGAUAAGCCGAUUCUUAAGCCCAGGUGGCCAAUGCUUGUUUUACGCACCCCAAAGGGAUGGUCCGGACCUAAGCAACUUGAUGGUCACUUUAUCGAAGGUUCUUUUCACUCCCAUCAAGUACCAUUGCCAAAGGCCAAGACCGAUAAAGAGCAGCUACGCCUCCUACAGAGCUGGCUUUCUAGUUAUCAACCCCGGGAGCUUUUCACAGAGACAGGCGACGUUGUUGACGAGAUCAAAUCCGUUAUCCCAACCAAUAAUUCGAAGAAGUUGGGCCAGCGCAUUGAGUCUUACAACAGCUACAUCGCACCGAAGCUUCCAGACUGGCAAAAACUUUGCGCCAAAAAGGGGACGGAUGAGAGCGCCAUGAAAGCAGUCGGCAGAUUCAUCAAUGAGACAUUUAUCCAGAACCCCCGCAAUGUUCGACUCUUCUCACCUGAUGAGCUGGAGAGCAACAAGCUUGACGCUGUCUUUGAGAGUACCAACCGCAGCUUCCAGUGGGAUGAAUUUGCCAAUGCACGUGGGGGUCGGGUAGUUGAGGUUCUCAGUGAACACUUGUGUCAGGGUUUCCUGCAGGGGUAUACCCUGACUGGUCGCACGGGUAUCUUUCCAUCGUAUGAGAGUUUCCUCAAUAUCAUUCACACUAUGAUGGUGCAGUACGCCAAGUUCACUGGGAUAGCUAAGGAAACCCAAUGGCGUAAUCCCAUCAGCAGUAUCAACUAUAUCGAGACCAGCACUUGGACACGCCAGGAGCACAAUGGAUUCUCCCAUCAAAAUCCCUCGUUCAUCGGGUCUGUCCUUAAUCUGAAACAUACGGCUGCUCGCGUCUAUCUGCCACCAGAUGCAAAUACCUUCCUCACGACGAUCCACCACUGCUUGAAGUCAAAAGAUUAUGUCAAUCUGAUGAUUGGUUCCAAACAGCCGACACCCGUAUACCUGACGCCGGAGGAAGCAGAAAAUCAUUGCCGGACAGGAGCGUCUAUCUGGAAGUUCUGUAGCACAGAUGACGGACUAAAUCCCGACGUGGUGCUAGUGGGUAUUGGUGUUGAGCUCAUGUUUGAAGUUAUUCAAGCUGCUGCACUUCUACGACAGCGUAUCCCAUCGCUCCGUAUCCGCGUGGUCAAUGUGACUGAUCUUAUGAUUCUUGGUAACGAAGGACAACAUCCUCAUGCGCUGAAGUUGGAGGCAUUCGACAAUCUUUUCACCGAGGAUAGGUCCAUCCAUAUCAACUACCAUGGCUACCCGGCUGAAAUGAAGGGGCUAUUAUUUGGUCGGCCCCGACUUGAACGAGUCUCAAUUGCAGGAUACAUAGAAGAGGGUAGCACGACCACUCCCUUCGAUAUGAUGCUAGUGAAUCGCACCUCACGCUACCACGUUGCGCAAGCGGCUGUACGUGGUGCGGGAAAGUACAACGAAAAAGUUCGCAUCCGUCAGCAUGAACUAGAUAUUGAGUUCCAGCAUAAUAUUGUUCAGACCAGGAAGUACAUAAUCGAACACCAAGAGGAUCCGGAUGAGAUGUACGCUAUGCCAACAUUCAGAUAG